UCAUGAAUUGAAAGAACUAUGAAGUUUAUAACCCUGAGGUUGAACUUCUCCAACCUUAUCAGGGCAAACCCAAUCCUGCUCAACGCCUCUUCUUCUUCUUCUUCAACCGGACUUCUAUGGCGAAGGGAAGGAACAACGUGGUGCUCUUUCCUUUCAUGGCGCAAGGCCAUAUCAUACCAUUUCUAGCCUUAGCCCACCACAUAGAGCAAAUGGGCUACGCUGUAACUUUUGUAAACACACCGCUAAACAUCAAGAAAAUCCACAAAUCUAUUUCUCCAGGCUCCUCCUCUAUUGAUCUUCUCGAGAUCCCCUUCAACUGCAGCGAUCAUGGCCUCCCGCCCGAGGCGGAGAACACCGACUGCCUCUCCUACAACCUUUCCCUCCGCCUUCUUGAAGCUACUCUGACUAUGGAGCUUCCGUUCAGAAAGCUACUUUCCGAUCUUAUUGAUGCUGGAGAAAAGCCGGUGUGUGUGAUAUCAGACUUCUUCUUCGGGUGGACAGCUGAUGUAGCGCAUGAGUUUGGGAUUUUCCAUGCGAUUUUCAGCGGUGCAAGCGGAUUUGGGAUGGCUUGUUACUACUGUCUGCGGUUGAAUUUAAUCCAUCAAGGCCCUGGGAAUGUUGAGAUUUUCCUGCCUGAUUUUCCUGAAGCUGGAAGGUUUCAUGUCACUCAAAUCCCGUUUUUCAUGUUGGUGGCAGGGGAGGAUGACCGCAUGAAGAAAUUCCAGCGGAAGAAUCUCCCGAAAUGGUCAAGUUCAGAUGCAUUUAUUUUCAACACAGUCGAAGAUCUGGACAGGUCUGGAUUAUCGUUUUUCAGACGUAAGCUAAGAAUCCCAGUUUGGUCAAUCGGGCCUCUACUAUUAUCCAGGCGGGAUACCAGCAGAGAAGCAACAAGCAGCCUGGAGAAAUGCAUGGAAUGGCUGGACAAAAGAGAAGCAAAACCCGUGCUAUACAUAUCUUUUGGCUCACAAAACACAAUCUCAGCAUCACAGAUGAUGAACUUGGCGAAGGCCCUCGAUGCCAGCAGCAGAAAUUUCAUAUGGGUGGUUAGGCCGCCAUUAGAAACCGACAUAAACGCAGAGUUUGCGGCAGAAAAAUGGCUGCCAGAGGGAUUUCUGCAGCGUGUUCAUGAUCAAGAAAGAGGGCUAAUUAUCAGCAGAUGGGCACCUCAGGUGGAAAUUCUGGCUCAUAAUUCUGUGGCUGCAUUUAUGAGCCAUUGCGGGUGGAAUUCAGUGCUGGAAUCGUUAAAGAACGGCGUGCCGUUGAUCGGGUGGCCUGUUGCAGCUGAGCAAUUCUACAACGCAAAGUUGCUGGUGGAAGAGGUUGGAGUGUGCGUGGAAGUGGCGAGAGGGACUAACGUGGAAGUGAGGGAAGAGGAUAUCAUGGAGAAGAUAGAGUUGGUGAUGGGUGAAAAUGAAGAAGGAAAGAGAAUGAGGAGGAGAGCUGGCGAGGUUAAACAAGUGAUUGAAGCAGCCAUGAGAGACGAAGGAGAUUCCAAGGGGUCUUCUGUGAAAGCCAUGCAUGAAUUCUUUGCUGUUGCCAACUCUAGUUGCUACCUAAAUUAA
Sesamum indicum (sesame) is the source of this 1562-nucleotide messenger RNA. The record is from RefSeq and is a predicted model, not a curated record. NCBI's taxonomy places the organism in Eukaryota, Viridiplantae, Streptophyta, Magnoliopsida, Lamiales, Pedaliaceae.